Messenger RNA from Talaromyces stipitatus ATCC 10500, 1186 nucleotides. Its product is annotated as nicotinate-nucleotide pyrophosphorylase. The transcript has 5 exons. The record is from RefSeq and is a predicted model, not a curated record. Gene Ontology annotation, cellular component: cytoplasm. Bases 110 to 1072 code for a protein of 320 amino acids. Gene Ontology annotation, biological process: NAD+ biosynthetic process; quinolinate catabolic process. NCBI's taxonomy places the organism in Eukaryota, Fungi, Ascomycota, Eurotiomycetes, Eurotiales, Trichocomaceae. Gene Ontology annotation, molecular function: nicotinate-nucleotide diphosphorylase (carboxylating) activity.
AGGUGGAAUUCGUUCUUUAACCAGCUGCUUAUUAGUCGAACGGGGUUAACUUGACGUCGGCAUCGUAUAGGAAAUCGUCGUCUGAUAAAGUCCAUAUUGAAGAUUGAAAAUGGCAUCUGCACACGGAAAUCUGGGCCAUCUCUUACCCCUCAACUACAAACGUCUGAUAUCAGAAUGGCUGGAAGAAGACUGUCCCAGUUUCGAUUACGGCGGUUUUGUCGUCGGUGAAUCUGAGGGAGAAGCUAGACUGUUGGGGAAGAGUCCGGGCGUGGUUGCUGGCGUCCCUUUCUUCAAUGAAGUAUUCUCGCAAUUGGGAUGCACAGUGGAAUGGCACGUCCAAGAAGGCGAGAGAAUUACACCCAUCAAAAAAUGCGCCACUGUCCGCGGUCCAGUUCGCAAAAUCCUCCUCGGAGAAAGAGUAGCAUUGAACACUCUUGCUCGUUGUUCGGGCAUAGCCACCAAAACGUCCUCCCUCCUCCAAAGCCUCCGCUCCCACGGCUGGAAUGGCACACUAGCAGGCACCCGCAAAACAACCCCGGGUUUCCGUCUGGUCGAAAAAUACGGCAUCCUAGUCGGAGGCGCAGACCCUCAUCGCCACGAUCUAAGUUCCAUGAUCAUGCUAAAGGAUAACCACGUCUGGGCUUGUGCUAAUAACGCCAGCAAUGCCACAACCACUGGAACUGGCACGGCAGCAGGAGUAAGCGAAGACGCAAUCGCAGCCGCCAUCCCCGCGGCAGUACAAGCCGCCAAAUCAGCAGGCGGAUUCUCGACAAAGGUCGAAGUCGAAGUACGCAGUAUCGAAGAAGCGAAUGCCGCUAUUAGUGCCGAUGCUGAUGUGAUUAUGCUUGACAAUUUCACAUCGGAGCAAGUGAAAAUCGCGGCAACGCAGCUCAAGACUGAAUGGGCGACAAAGGGGAAACCGAAAGGAACUUUUUUGAUUGAAGUUAGUGGUGGGUUGACGCCUGAAAAUGCAGCGGGGUUCGUGUGUGAGGAUGUGGAUAUUUUGUCGACGAGUUCGAUUCAUCAGGGGACGAGUAUCGUAGAUUUUUCGUUGAAGGUUUCGUUGAGAUAAUCCUAACUCGCAAGUGCAGAGAAGAUGGAUUAGACAGAAUGUAUCAUAUUAAGACCGAUACUAAAACUGCAUGAUAUAUUACAACUCCUAUAUUAUGAUAAUCAGAACAAAAGA